Perca fluviatilis (European perch) is the source of this 2935-nucleotide messenger RNA. It is a transcript of the gene klf9, whose product is annotated as Kruppel-like factor 9. The transcript is spliced from 2 exons. The record is from RefSeq and is a predicted model, not a curated record. Bases 396 to 1085 code for a protein of 229 amino acids. Gene Ontology annotation, biological process: regulation of transcription by RNA polymerase II. Lineage: Eukaryota; Metazoa; Chordata; Actinopteri; Perciformes; Percidae. Gene Ontology annotation, molecular function: RNA polymerase II cis-regulatory region sequence-specific DNA binding; DNA-binding transcription factor activity, RNA polymerase II-specific.
GGAGAAGUGCCGCUCGGCAAAAUAGGACAAGUAGACGCAUGUGUGGAGGGAGCGCACAGGAAGGCGGAAUAAACGCAGCAACAAUAGCUCACUCGGCAAAAACGGUGUGUUUUAAUGACCCGGCAUUUAGAAAAAGAGGAUAUAUAGAGAGAAGGAGAGAGAGGAAGAGAUUCUUACUGCUUGACUUUCCUGUCGGGGGUGUUUAUUUAGGCUAUAUCUGCCCGCAACCUCAACAAGAAGACGCAGCCUUUGCGGGACAGUCACAUUGAAGACGACACGUGUGGAUGCUUAACCGCAUGUUUCCCGGGAGGACUGCGGUCUGAUUUCUUUUUGUCGACACAUUGUUGGAUUGCUUUUUUGUGUAUAUAUAGCUACUGUUGCUUUUCUCCACUCGGAUGAUGUCAGAGGUUGAUGUCUCCGCAGACUGUGACCCCAGCAGCAGCAGCCGCCCGCCGGGCCGGACAGAGGACCCGCUGAAAGAGAACCAGGAGAACAGGACUUUACUGAUGGUGGCAAUGGUGCUGUUGGACCUGAACAAAUACAACCCUAACGCCAUCGGCGCUGGAGACGGCAGAUGUCUCGGCGGCUGCGACGUAGGCGCGCAGGAGAAGUUGGAGCAGCGGGGGGGUUGCCGGUUGGAUGCCGGCGGGGACAGCCGGGGCUCGGUUGCACCCAAACAGUCCCGGAGCAAGAAGGCGGCGGCGGUGAGACAGGAGUCUCCUGAGAAGAGACACUGCUGUCCUUUUACUGGCUGUGGGAAGAUGUACGGGAAGUCGUCCCACCUUAAAGCCCACCUAAGGGUGCACACCGGUGAGCGCCCCUUCGAGUGCACCUGGCCAGACUGUGGCAAGAAGUUCUCCAGGUCAGACGAGCUGACGCGUCACUACCGCACACACACGGGCGAGAAGCGCUUCAACUGUCCAAUGUGUGACAAGUGCUUCAUCAGGAGCGACCACCUGACUAAACAUGCCCGGAGACACGCAGGCUUCCAUCCCAGCAUGCUCCAGGGCUCCAGUGCGGCCAAGAGACGCCGCAUGUCCGUGUCCUCAUCUGACUCUGGAGACCAAAGCCCCGUCGGGGUGUGAGACACGACUGCUGUACAUACGUAAAGGUACAGGCAGUAGAUAACAGAGGCACACAAAAACAUAGACACGCCCAAAUGUGUGGUGCGUGCACCUUUUUACACAAAUCCCGUCAAAUGAAAAAUCAACUCAACCAGCCAAAACCAAUUUUUUAAAACGUUCUAUGCAUGUAACACUGUGCAACAGCAAACAGACACAGUUUGAACCUGAGUGUAAUCAAACUAAAACUAGACCCUUCUUAUUCCCUGAGGUGAUUAGUAUUUAUUCAGGGUUAUUCAGGCUACAUCUACAUCACUACAGUUUGGUUUAAACAAAAACUAAUAUUUGUUGCUACGUUUACGCCUCGCGUCCACAAUGUUUAUGUACACACAGUAUAUAGUUUUCAUUAACACUACAUGUGUUCACCUUGCAUCACAGACAUCAUUUGCAGGUGAAGGCAACGACAAGAAAGCAAAUCCUAACUGAGAUAUUCCUCGUGGGUCAAGAAGUUUUGGGGACAGUCCUUAUAGUCAAUAUUGAUUCACAUACAUUUCGUACUUGUACAGUUAUUUUUAUGUAGAUAGAUUAAGCAGAUUGAAAGUUCCGUUGGAUGAUGUACUCAGUAUACUCUGGUUAAGUGUUCUUAGAGAGUAACAAGACAAAGUUAUAAUAUAGAGAAUUAAAGAGCUUGGGUAUUUAAAGCUUUAGUGCGUAACUUUUUGCUGUUAAUGAACGUCCGUUACAUUCAAGUGUUUCUCAGUGUGGCUAUGUUCAGAAGAUUGUGGCGUCCGGCGACUUUCCCUACUAGCAACUGUGAGGGGGAGGGGUGGGGGCGCGUGCACGAUCACGGAAAGGCUUGUAUCACAUGGAUGCGCCGACAGUGUAGCUGUCAUUACUUACUAUAGAAUUCCUCUUGGGGGAGACAGAAACUACGCACUAUAGCUUUAACUUCAUAUUUUUAAAGCCUUUUAAAAGGUAAAAGGUUACUUUUUCACUUGCAGUCGAAAGACUUUUCGAUGUCAAGACCGUAAUGAUUCAUGCUAAGUUUAUGUUUUGUUAACCUCAAACAAGGACGACUGUGCCUUGUCCAAGGGUUUUGUAGCAGAGAAUAAUAUACAUUUUUUGGAAAUACUACCUGAAUAAACACUGUCAGAUUCUUCUUCAUGUCGAGUUUCAGUAAUACGUGGAGUGUCCCUUAUGCCAACAGUGCUAGUUGCUGUGCAUUGAACUUGUGUUUACUCUGUUUACUGGACUGAAUUGUAUCAGGGAAUAAUGUGAAGCAUGGCCAUUUCAAUCAAAAGUCCUCCCCCUGGUGGUGACAUGGAAGCACAACAUUUCUCACAAAAGAAUGUCAUACAAAUGUAUUAUUUUCCGCAUUUUGACGCAGACUCUGUUGAUUAGUUUGAUUGUGAAUCAAUUAUUUCCAUCAUGUAGCAUUACAGUUUGUAUGUAUUUGUUUGGUACAAUGUAUUUGUUUUAUUUGUCUGGUAAUCUUUUAUAAUAUUCCUAAUGGGGUGAGAGGUUUUAUUCGUCCACUUUAAGAGCUAGAAACAUUAUUGAUGUCAUUAGUUAUCUUUUUAUACUUGCCACAUAAUGCAUUAAAACGUCCAGAUAGAUUUUAAAGGUAGGUGUAGUUAAGCUCGUAGGGACACAAACUACAGAAAUUUAUAAAAGUGAAAUAACGUUUUUCGUUCCUGUGCAUUAUGUCAGCUGUGAUUAUAUGUUGGUGCCUUUCAGGUCGAAGCCCUUACUUCUGAUGCUACUGUACUGUAAUCAAGGACUGUCAUGGCAGACCCUAUGCUAUCCCAGUUUACACAGCUGUGUAAUAAUUACUGCUCAAACGUUUUAACAUUAAAAUUGUUUUUCUUUCUAAA